This is a messenger RNA of Rhododendron vialii, 1146 nucleotides long. RefSeq names its product 17.4 kDa class III heat shock protein. Bases 40 to 873 code for a protein of 277 amino acids. The transcript has 2 exons. Lineage: Eukaryota; Viridiplantae; Streptophyta; Magnoliopsida; Ericales; Ericaceae. Gene Ontology annotation, biological process: response to hydrogen peroxide; protein folding; response to salt stress. The record is from RefSeq and is a predicted model, not a curated record.
AUUAAAUAGAGCAAACUAGUCGGAAGCCAAAUUGACCUGAUGUUUCCCCGUCCGGCUGUUCAUCACAUUCCCGACUCUUCUAGACCUUUGGUUUUCGCAGUGGGCUUACCAGAAUCAACUAGAAUUUUCCCCUCUCGAACUUUCCCACCUCCCCUUUUUAACUUCCAAAAUUCCGCCUCAUCAUUCCAUUCCUGCAAAUCAAACCACCUCUUCGUAACAGGCAUUACGUCCCAACUGCAAAUUCUUCCAAAUCAAUUCGCUCCCUCAGGUACCCACAGAAAUCCAACUGGUCUUUUUUUCUUUCAACGUUGUUUUGCUUCUUGGGUUCUCUUUAUAUCUGUUUUUCUGUCUUUUGACAUCUGGGUUUUGAAGAAUUUCGAUUAUUUUGCAGAGUCUGUUGGUUUUCCGAAAGGGAUGAGCGCUGUAGAUUCAGGCGUGCUGGAUAUCCACCUCCUCAAUUUCCCUGACGGUAUGGGGAAGUUGGUGUUCCCUUCACGUUCAAACGAGACGCAUGAGAACAAGGGCGUGUCGAGUAUCCCAGUCGACAUUCUCGAGACCCCCAAGCACUUCACUUUCUUCAUGGAUGUCCCUGGUUUAUCCAAGUCUGACAUUCAGGUGACCGUCGAGGAGGAUAACAAUCUGGUGAUUCGGAGCAACGGGAAAAGGAAACGCGAAGAUGGGGAUGAAGAAGACUGCAAGUACCUCAGGCUUGAGAGGAGGGCACCUCAGAAACUGAUGAGGAAGUUCCGCAUACCCGAGAAUAGCAAUGUCAAUGCCAUCACAGCGAAAUGCGAGAAUGGGGUGUUAACUGUGACAAUUGAGAAGCUGCCGCCUCCACCCAAGUCCAAGACUGUCGAAGUCGCCAUAGCAUAAAAAGGAAGAAGGCUUGUUGGAGUCUCGAGUGGAUUGCUAUUUUUGGCUUUGUAACGAUGUAGAUAUAGUCUUUAGGAUGUGUAGCGUACCACCUUUUAGUUUAUUAUGGCAUCGACAUGGGCGUUGAAAGAGUGUUUUGCAUCCUCAAGAAGUAGUAAGUUCAAAUGUAAUCGGCAUUAGUCGUUUUGGUAUGUGAUGCCAUUGGUUGCUUUUGAUGUAGGCACUAUACCACUUUGAAAGGUAAUCCACAAUCCAAUUAGCGCUGUUUGCUUC